Messenger RNA from Zootermopsis nevadensis, 5138 nucleotides. It is a transcript of the gene tws, whose product is annotated as protein phosphatase 2 regulatory subunit tws. Gene Ontology annotation, molecular function: protein binding; protein phosphatase regulator activity. Gene Ontology annotation, cellular component: protein phosphatase type 2A complex. NCBI's taxonomy places the organism in Eukaryota, Metazoa, Arthropoda, Insecta, Blattodea, Termopsidae. The record is from RefSeq and is a predicted model, not a curated record.
UGUUCUUUAUCCGCAGAUUACGCGGGACUUUGAGCCGGUGUAGUCACUAUCUCUGAAUUCUCACAGAUAUGUGGGCUAUAUAUUUGGGUAACAGUGUUUACACGAAGAAAGAAGCUAUUAGAGUAUUUGUUUGUGUAAUCAAUGUUUCUACUGUGUAAUGCAUGUGGUGUGUACAUGACAUUUUUGGCAAUACGCUGUGUUUAUUAUACAAAACGGAGUGGUAUAUGUAGCAACCUGUUGUCAUUUGACUGCAGUUCAGAGUAACGUGAAAAGUUGGGUUGAAAGUCUAGGGCUUGCUGAAACAGAAGUUAAUGUUUUCGUAACACAGUUUCAUUUACAUAUUCUUUGAUCUCUGUGUUGAAGUUCAAAUGUGGAAACUGUUUUAACAUUUAAACACACAUUACAGUACAAUUUUGGAUCUGUGAAGUGCUGUGAAGGCUACUGUCAAAACGUCACUGAUAAAUCAACUGCAUCCCGGUGGAUUCUGUUCUUCCCUGGAUAGCCAUUGGUCGAUGCAGCAACUUCUUCUUUUGGUAUCUCCACCACAAAAUCAACAGAAACUGCUGUGUUUAAGAAGCAGGUAAUAGGUACAGAAACCCGGCUGCAAAAUACGUCAAGUGGCGGGGGUCGGUAUAUGGGGGUCACCCCCCACCACAAAAAGUGGAAGUCGGACUGGAAAUUAUUUUACUCGAGGAAGAACUACUCCGACAAGACCCGGCAAGCCCAUGGUGAAAUCAGCUGCAAUGAUAAGGCAAUCCAGCCUCACCAAGCUGGGGGUUAUGAUAAAUACAGCAGUCAACAGCAAGCGAAAUAGUAAUGGAGAGAUCCAGUGGUGCUUUUCACAGGUGAAAGGGACGCUUGAUGACGAUGUGACAGAAGCUGAUAUUAUUUCAUGUGUAGAAUUCAAUCAUGAUGGUGAUCUUCUGGCAACAGGUGAUAAAGGGGGGAGAGUUGUCAUCUUCCAGAGAGAUCCUGUUAGUAAGAACUGCAUUCCUCGAAGAGGGGAAUACAAUGUAUACAGCACGUUCCAGAGUCAUGAGCCAGAAUUUGACUACCUCAAGAGUCUUGAGAUUGAGGAGAAAAUUAACAAGAUAAGGUGGCUCAAGAGAAAAAAUCAAGCCCAUUUUCUAUUAUCUACUAAUGAUAAGACUAUAAAAUUAUGGAAGGUGUCAGAAAGAGACAAGAAGGUUGAAGGUUACAACACCAAAGAAGAGAAUGGUCAGUUAAGGGAUCCAUCAUGUGUUACUGCAUUACGGGUACCAGUAAUUAAACCUAUGGAACUAAUGGUAGAAGCAUCUCCCAGGAGAAUAUUUGCCAAUGCACACACGUAUCACAUCAAUUCCAUUAGUGUCAAUUCAGAUCAAGAAACUUACCUCUCGGCAGAUGAUUUACGGAUUAAUCUUUGGCAUCUAGAAAUCACCGAUCAGAGUUUCAAUAUUGUUGACAUAAAACCAACGAACAUGGAAGAACUUACUGAAGUGAUAACAGCGGCAGAGUUCCACCCUGUGGAGUGCAAUUUGUUUGUGUACAGUAGCAGUAAGGGUACAAUCAGACUGUGUGACAUGAGGGCAGCAGCGCUCUGUGACAGGCAUUCAAAGUUGUUUGAAGAACCUGAGGAUCCGACAAGUCGAAGUUUUUUCUCGGAGAUCAUCUCAAGUAUAUCAGAUGUGAAGCUGUCCAAUUCUGGUCGAUACAUGAUAUCUAGAGAUUACCUGUCUGUCAAAGUAUGGGACCUGCAUAUGGAGACCAAACCUAUAGAAUCUUAUCCAGUGCAUGAGUACCUGCGUUCGAAGCUGUGUUCGUUGUAUGAAAAUGAUUGUAUCUUUGACAAAUUUGAAUGUUGCUGGAAUGGCAAUGACUCGGCCAUUAUGACAGGAUCAUACAAUAACUUCUUUAGGAUGUUUGACCGCACGACAAAGAGAGAUGCAACCCUCGAGGCUUCGCGAGACAUUGCAAAACCUAAAACCAUACUCAAACCUAGAAAAGUGUGUACAGGGGGGAAACGCAAGAAGGAUGAGAUCAGUGUGGACUGCCUUGACUUCAAUAAAAAGAUUCUGCAUACAGCGUGGCACCCCACAGAAAAUAUUAUCGCGGUGGCGGCCACAAACAAUCUGUUCCUCUUCCAAGACAAGUUCUAGCACACAGGCAUGGCGGAACAAACUCAUCAGUAUAAUGCAAAAUGCUAUUGACUGGACACAUGAAAGCCUUAAGAAAUUGAAACUCAAGACGAGAACAAGCUGCCUCUUCUUGCUACAUCCUGCCCCAUUUGGUAAGGAGUCGAGUAGCAAAUCUCACUGAUAUGUGAGGUUAAAGAAUUCUCCGUAGAGACGCAGAUGUGAUAAGAUCUGAUGGCAACACCAGAACUGUGUCCUUUUAUCUGUGAUCGAACAGUUACGGUUUAUACUGUCGCAGACAGUGAAUCACGGUAAUCGUGGGGAGUGCUUAUACAUCGUGGUAGAAUAUAUUUCCUUUGCUGCCGUGCACCGCUCGUUCAAAAGUAAAUACAAAGUGUGAAAACACGUUUUCUUAAAAGUAAUGUGUAGGGCUUCGUAUUGCCAUAUUGAUAUCAUUAAAUUCUCAAUUCAUUAUUAGAAGGAAACAUUACAUUUAGUUUAUACAUACUUUAUUUAUCCUUUUUCCAGAACUUUGCCAGGAUACAUAAAAAAUAAGCAGUUGAUUGUAUACGUGCUUUGAUGCACCUACAGGUUUUAUAACCAUCUUGGGAAGAAGUUUGUUAAAAAACUGAAAUGAAUAUGAACAAUAUAAAAAGACAUUGGAGGAGAAAGUAAUUCUUUAGUAGAAAAAUAAUAGCUUUUUCACAGGACAUGAGUUUCGACGCAUUUACAAGUAACAACACGAAGUCCCAGUGCUUUGACGUCUUUUUUUUAUUUAUGAUUUGUUGCCCCGCUUUUACGUAGCAUGAAUUUGCUGCUGUUAGUGUUGAGAAUCGGUCUGCAUUGAAUUUAAAUAUAAGGGACAGUUGAUGUUUAAAAAAUGCUUCCAUCACUUCAAGCGAAUGCAGACUUGAGCUACCGACUAUCGACCCGUUCAGUUGUAGUUUGACGUGAUCUUCGUUUGUGUGGCAGAAGUCGGAAUCGCGGAUUAUUUCCGCGUAUGCGUGCCACGCCUAAUAGUAAAUAACUGAGCGUGGUGGAUAAUCAGUUAUUUAAAAUAUAACAGGAAGAUGUAAUUGAAUCAAAUGAGCAAUGGCACCUAAAUUAUGCUGCAUGAAUUAUAUAAUAAUAUAGCAAUGUAAGAAUUGUACGAUACCAUAAAACAUGAACAUGAAAAGGGCUCAUAUUCAAGUUGUGUGUAUGAGUUGAGUGUGUGUGAGUGUUAUAUGAUGCACAAAUUGUGUUGUAACGCAGAAUGUAUGAGUGUCAUUACUUCCGUUGUCAUUUCUGUUUGGGCGGAUGAAUGAUUGAAAAUAAACGAGCAAAUAUUACUUUGUUUCUCAUAUAGAUAUAAUACCUUUUCCUUUAUUCGUGAUUCAGGAGUCACUGUAUCGCGUGUUCGUUCGGCAGCCAUUUCAAGGAAUAAAGUAACGUAAUCAUUUAAGUAUAGAAGAUAUUGUGGACAUGCCAGUUGUGAGGGAUUUUUCUCUCUUACCUUCUUAAAGUUAUGAGUCUCAUUUAAUUGAAACUGACAGAUGGCUCUGUUUGUAUUAUUUUUUUAGACAUUUAAGGUGAAAGAGCCUUUGAUACUGAAUUGUUUUUCUUAAUUAAGGAUCGUGCUUCUUGGAGCAGUGCACGUUAGACUUUCAGAUUGCUCGUUAUGCAUGGGGCUUGGAAUUAUGAAAUAUUUAUUGCCAUAUUUGCUUCACACGGUAUUCGUAUACGGUUGAAUUCGCUUUGCUAGGUUACAGUGAAAUUUUUCAAAAAUUAAAAUAAAUUUUCCAGUGGUUGAUAUUAGGUAGCUUGCUUGUAAUUAAAUCUUAAGUCUCGGUUGCUAUAAAGAAAUUCAAGGAACCAUUUUCAGUAAUGUUGAUGACAUCCUGUGCUGACUAAGGUAUCUGUGAUAGAGUUCUAAAACAAAAGUUACCAUGUGUGGAAUUCCUUUUAUUGUAGAAAGUAUAUUAUAGUUCUAGCCUGUAUAUGAUAUUUUGUGGGCAAAUAACACUGUCUUAUUGUUGUAAACUUAGAAGAUUUUGAGUUUGGUGACAACAAAGCAAAGAACGCAGUGGCCGUGUGUUGAGCUGGGCGUGUACUGUGCAUAGUUCGUUCUAAUCUUGUAUGGAAUAAUAAAACAUGACUAUCACAAAUAUUUUCCCAUCAAUUUUUUUUUUUGAUCUGGAUUGUCUUUAGGUGGGUUCAAAGAUUUUUGGUAUCUGAGCUAAUGGAGCAUUAAUUUUUUAGGAGAGUAUUGUUAAAGAAUGAAAUAUCUUUUUAUUUUAAAAAAUGUAAGUGGUGUUAUAGAGUGUGUAUUUUUUGAAACUCGGUUUUUAGGUUAAAGAUGUGCAGAAACAAAAAUAAUUUGAAAGUGAAAUAGUCUAAGUGAGGUUAAGAGAGACCAGUUACAAAUGUUCCAGUUGUCUUCCAAAUACAAUAAAAAAAAUCAAAGAUAUUCACUAAAUUUAAUGUUAUAUUUUGGUUAUGCUUCAUGCUAUGUUAUUUAUUCAUUUAUUUAUUUCAGUAUUAAAAGUGGGAAGUUUUCCCUUUGCUUUUGUAUAAUCCUUUGCACAGUAAAUUUUUGAGAAGUAAAAUCCCGUGAUUGAAGAGUUUAGUAUACCUUCAGUUUCUCAAAAUUUAUCUGUGAAUUCAAAUUCUGAAGUGUUUUCAUUGCAAGCAAUGAUGAAAAUAAUUGGAGACAUCACAUUUUUAACAAUUUUAGAUGAGUCGCUUUAACAGGCGAUUUAAGGUAUGGUAUACAGUAUAGUUCAAGAUGAUACAUUGGUUAGGUUAAUUUAUUUUUUUAAUCAUUAAAGGUAUCAUAAAUACAGUGCCAUUCUCAUAUUUGACUAUUUUUUAUGCCCUUUUCCUGUCCCAACCUCCAGUUGCUUCUGUAGUUUCUGCCUUCCAUUACAGGACAUUUCAUUCUCUUUAAUAAGAGAUGAUUCUAUUAUGUAAUUGGUUCUAAAAAGUAAUUAAAUUGAUUGAUCAUAAUAAAGAAAUGCAUUAAAGAUGUAAUUGAUAUGUGCA